Fusarium keratoplasticum is the source of this 666-nucleotide messenger RNA. RefSeq names its product DNA replication complex GINS protein SLD5. Gene Ontology annotation, cellular component: GINS complex. NCBI's taxonomy places the organism in Eukaryota, Fungi, Ascomycota, Sordariomycetes, Hypocreales, Nectriaceae. The record is from RefSeq and is a predicted model, not a curated record. The transcript is spliced from 3 exons. Bases 1 to 666 code for a protein of 221 amino acids. Gene Ontology annotation, biological process: double-strand break repair via break-induced replication; DNA-templated DNA replication.
AUGGAUAUCGACGACAUUCUCCGCCAGGUUGACCCCGUCUCCCACGGCGUCCCAAGUGAGACGCGCGACCUGCAGGCCUUGACGCGUCUCUGGGUCGCUGAGCGCUCAGCGCCAGAGCUGCUCGAAUGGCCCACUGACGGCCUGUUUGAGCGCGUCAAUGCCCGCAUCAAGUCCCAGAUCGAAAAGGUCGAGGACAUGACGGGUGACAUGGACCCCAAGACAAACUUUGCCCUCAUCGUUAUUCAGACAGAGUUGGAGAGGUACAAGUUCCUCGUCAGGAGCUAUCUGCGAGCCCGCAUUGCCAAGAUCGACAAGCACACCCUCCACUACCUCUCAAGCCAGGAACUCAGGGAGAGGCUCUCGCCAACAGAGGUGGCCUACGCGACAAGGCACCAGGCUCUGCUGCACAACCACUAUCUCUCGUCCUUCCUGGCGUCGUUUCCGCAGCAACUGCAGAAUCUCAACGACACCGCUGGCAACAUCAGCAUGAUUGACUCGCCCGACCUGGACACUGCCGUCUUCAUCCGUAUGCUCAAGGAUGGGGAUGUCCAUGGCGAGGGCACCGACGCCGACGUUACUCUUCCUGCAGAGAAUGGCGACAUCCUCAUCCUCAGAUGGUCCAGCGCCAAGCACUUGGUCGAAGCAGGUGACGCCGAGCUUGUGUGA